Molecule: messenger RNA, 7362 nt
Organism: Scylla paramamosain (green mud crab)
Lineage: Eukaryota; Metazoa; Arthropoda; Malacostraca; Decapoda; Portunidae
Product: bicaudal D-related protein homolog
Exons: 13
Coding region: 1177-3081 (634 amino acids)
Source: RefSeq, a predicted model, not a curated record
GAGAGCAGGAACCAGACCAGCAGACUAGUGAUCCUUACGCCUCCGUCCAGGUGACUACUACGCCUCUGCCCCCGCGCACCACACACCACGAGAUACACACCACACACCACUCCCGCGCCCUCACAAACCCUCAGACACCCUUCAACCGACGCCAGCACCUCAUUAGGACCCUCGGAGCCCCUCAAUGCGCCCGUGACCCUGAUGGAGAAGGAUUUGAGUGAAAAGUUGGGAUGCGGAGAGGGUUACCUGGAGUGAGGAAAGCAGUGGUGGUGGUGGUCGGGAUGGAGUGGCAUGUAGGAUGACUGUGGAGUGACUGAGUGGAGUGUACACCUCGAUGCUAACUUAUUUUACCUCGUCAUUAACUGGAAGCGAGAAAGAAGAUAAGAAGAGAGAAGGAAAAUAAAUAGAUAAAUAAAUAAACUGAUUCUGCAUUUAAACCUCCCUCUUGUGAAGUGUUACGUGUUUUUUGUUCGUUUAUAUUUGUUUUUUUUUAAUCCUACGUGUUGAAAUUCACGUAUCCAUUUCAUUUUGCGGGUUUGUUACUGACUGCGUUCGUCAAAAGUGCGUGCGAUUGCGUGUGUGAAUAACGCAACGUGUGUGUGUGUGUGUGUGUGUGUGUGUGUGUGUGGCGCACUGUAUUUAUAUGGUGACGUGGAGAAGAAAAGAGAGGGAGGGAGAAAUAAAGAGCAGAAGAAGAGAGCUUUGUCUGUCUGUCUGUCUGUCUGUCUGUCCAGGAGGAGAGACACAAGAGGCUGAACACGAAAGCGGAGAAAAAAUAAAACAAAGAAUUUAAAAGAAUCAGAAAGACGAGAGAAAACUGAAAAAAAUAUAAAAGAAAAAAGAAAGAAAAAGCACAUUUGAAUUAUGAAACACGAAGACACACAGUAGCCAACUCACAGCCUCGUCAGCGCGUGCGUGUGUAUGCCUGUGUACCUUUGUGCCGCUGACGCAGAAACAGGAAGUGGUGCAGCUGGUGGAGGUGCUGACAGCGGCGUGGAGGCGUGGGCUGUCCGGCUGUCACUCACCCCCUUGAAGAAAACAGUUGAAAAGUCCUGAGUUGAAAAUUUCUCAGAACGUGACCGCUCCAGACGCGCCCCGCAGACAGGUAGCCGCGGGCGUGCAGGGGUGGGCGUGGGAGGAGUAUAAUGCCUGCGGGGGGCGCGGGCGGGCGUCGUAAUGCCAGUGAGCAGCUUCAGCAGGCGUGCCGGCGGUGGUGGAGGCGAAGGCGGCGGCUUUACUGUAGCAACUAAGGGCGGAGAUUCACCAAUGGACACCACAACCCUCACCUCUCCCGCCACCACCUCGUCCUCAAAAUACGAGCUCGAGGACUACGUGUACGAAAUGGAGUGCCGGGCUGAGGAGAUCGCAGCGGCCAACGAGGAGGAGGAGGCCGACGUGUACACGCGGCUGGCGCAGAAGGAGCGCGACCUGAUCCUGGCGGCGGAGCUGGGGAAGGCGCUGCUGGAGAGGAACGAGAUCCUGGUGCAGCAGAACGAGCGCCUGGCGGAGGAGUACAGCCACAAACUAGAGGUGCUGGAGCAGGAGAAACACGGCCUGAGGAGGAAGCUUGCGUCUGCGGAGAGCGAGUUUGAAGUGAAGGUGCAGGAGAUUAACAUUGACCUGCAACAUGCUAAGAGUGAGCUUCAGGACCAGCGGGACGCACUUCGGCAGACUGACCGGGAGAAGAGUGUGCUUAUUGACCAGCUCACGGAACAGAACCAGCGACUCACCACACAGCUGAAGGAUGCCUCCAAACACGAGCAGCAGCUGGAGCAACAACUACAGCUGCUGCGGGAUCAGUUCAACCUGCGCAAGUCCAACAUGAGCGAGCAGGUGUCCACGUUGGAAAUUCUCAGCGAGGAGAUCACGCUACUGUCAGAGAAGAAGCUUGAGUUGGAGCGGCGGAUCGACAGCUUGCUAAAUGAACGAGAGGGUCUGAGCUCCCACCUGGACGAGUCUUCAGAUCGGAUCAUGAUGCUGGAGAAACAGUCGCGGGAGCAGGAGGCCAUGCUGCGCAACAGUCAGAAGGACCUGGACGACCUGCGCCACACCAAUCUGUCCCUCACUGACCGCCUGGAGGCCAUCAGUCGCAACUCCUCCUCCCCUUCCAUGGGCCACACCUCACUCAUGAACGAAAUAGACAUGAGUGACCAGGAAGCAUCCCGGCCACACUCACAUCCCAGCCUGCCCGAAGACCUGCUGGAGUUGGACGAGAUAGAGUGUGAUGACCCCAUCCUCCUGCCUUCCUCUGACGGCGAGACACUGAAGACGGGCCGCAUCUCAUUGCGCCAGGAAGUGGUGGAUGCUGUGGGCCAGCUGCGGGUGUUGACGGAGCAGCUUCGACACCGGCGACGCAACUCUCUCACCUCCCUCUCCACCAACUCCUCCGAUGAACUCACCCCCGACAAACUGAAGGGCGGGGUACUGUUGAUGGCGGUGAAGGAGGUGCAGGGGCUGGUGCGGGACCUGCUGCGACGUGAGGCCCAGGGGCAGUGUGGGUCCUGUGGGCGUGGCGAAGACAGGGUGCAGCUGGAGCAGGAGGUGCACCGAGCCCUGGAGGCGGUGGACAAGCUGAAUAUUGAGCUGAAUGACACCAAGGACAAGCUGAAGGGCAAGACCGAUGAGGCCGCAGAGCUUGGCAACCAGGUGACUCUGAUGGAGACCCAGCUGAAGGCCGUGGAGGAGCAGAGGGACACCUUCAAGCAGGACCUGGAGAGCACCCACCUGGCCAAGGAUGAGCUCAUGAAGAAGGCGUGGGACAUGAGGGACAACGCCGUGGCCCGCAAGAACGCCUGUGAGAUUGAGCUGGCCAGGACGAGGAUUGAUGUGAUGCAGGUGAACUCUCAGCUGAUGGAGGCCAUUCAGCAGAAGGUGGAACUGUCACAGCAGCUGGAGCAGUGGCAGGUGGACAUGCAGCAGCUCCUCGACGAACAGAUGAGGAGGAAAUUGAGUAAGCUAGAGAUGGGCAGCUCCUCCCGGCGCCACCACAACCCCAGCGACUCAGACUCCUCCUCCAGCGGGAAGGUCUCGCCCAGAAAGAACUCCCGGUUAUUCUCAAUCCUUACCACACUCAAGCGGUAACCUCCUGCCACCUAAUCCCAUCCCCCCAUACCCUCUGGCCUUUCCCAUGUCUCUCCCUCGUAUGUCUAUCGCUGCUGCUGUUAUGACUACUCCUCCUCGUGUUUCUCUGUGGUUCUCGCUGUAAGAUGUUUGUUUUUUUGUUGGUUUCAUGUCUAUGUCUUUUUUUUUGUGAUUUUGUGUUUUUCUUGUGUUUCUGAUUCUUUGUUACUGUCUGUCUUCUCUUUUUUAUCAUGUCUUUUCUCUCUUGAUCUGUUUCUGUCUCUCUUCCUUUUUGAUGUCUUCUCUUUUUCUGUCUCUCUUUUUUUUCUCUCUCUGUUGCUCCGUUUGUCUGUUUCUCUGCCUUGUUUUCUCUCUUCCAGUUGAACUAUCUCUUCUUGCUCCUAUAAAUCUGAAUUCUUCCUAUCUCACUUUGUCUUACUUUACUUCACUACUUAGCACUUAAUAACAAUCCCUACCACUACUUGUCCUCCCCCUCUGGUACUGUGCAGUCACUAUCACUUCAUAACACUUCCUAUCCCACUUAUUAUCUUUUCUCCUACAGCUUAUCUCCUUCCUUCUGGUGAGAGAAUCCCCCAACAAGGCUUUAGCAGAAUCAGGCUUUAAUAUUGAGUCUGCCCUGGAGGAUGUCCGAGUCUCUGUUAUUAUUAUUAUUAUUAUUAUUAUUAUUAUUAUUAUUAUUAUUAUUAUUAUUAUUAUUAUUAUUAUUAUUGGUGUUGUCACUUGUCGUCGUCAUCCUCGCCACCCUCAGAACCCAAAGCCUUAGUUUAUAGAUACGUUAACUAAUUAAGAGAGAGAAAUUUAACCUCCUUUUUAUACAUAUAUAUAUAUAUAUAUAUAUAGUAAUACGUUAUGUGUAUAAGUAUACAUAUUUUCUUUCCAUGUCUGCCUUACGAAUGAGAAUUUCUAUUUAAUUUUAAUGUCUAUGCAUAAGGUAUACAUAAUUGCAGUAGUGAAGGAGAUAGUGAUGAGGUGGUGUGUGUGUAUGCGUGUUUAACUAUACUUAGCUGUGAUAUACUUACUGCUGUCCAUCUGUCCGUCUGUCCAUCUGUCCGGCCUCAUCAGUUAUACUUGUAUGAUUUCAAUGAUGUUUUCCUCUCCUAAAUGUUUUCCUCUCCUAACUCCCUCUUGUUAAUAUAACCUCAGCACAAGUCAUGAGCUUGCUGUGGGUGCAACAUUCAUAACAUGCAAGUGUCAGCUGUUACCAUAACCUCAAUGUAAAUUCUCUUCAUGUGGCCUUGCUGUGGUUACUGUGAAGAAAACCACAGCAUACACUCCAGUUAUCUGGGUUUACUGUGGUAACAAGAAUUAUCCCAGUAUGUGGGAGCACUGAUCUGCCUUGGUGAAAUAUCAAAGAGAAAUAUACAUGAUUUAGUCAGGUAAAUGUGUGUCACCUCAAGUGCUUUAUUACAAAAGUUCAGUAAUGUUUAAAAAAAAUAUAGCCAUAUAUAAGCCAUAGUUUGUGUUGAACUUCUUUAGCAUUCACAGUGCCUUCAAGCAAAAAAAAAUCAAUCUUUUUGCAAAUAUAUAAUUUCAAGGAAAGAGUACAUUUACAUAAUCUUUAUAAUUUCUUGUAUUUGCAUGCCUUCCAGAAAACUGUAAAUUAGUUUUCCAAGAUGCAUCACUUUUAAAAAACAAACACCUGUUUUAUCACAAUUUAUUUUGCCACUAACUCAUGUGUGUAUUUCAGUAGUAGCUAUGCAGUCCAUGCCUUAAAAAUCUAUAUGCAUUACUUUUCAUCAUAUAAAUGUAAAACUUCAAAAAGAAAUAAUCUGUAUCAUCAUUCAAUUUGUUUAGCCGCUGUGUGAUGCAUGUAGUACCACCCCACCCCUCUCCACCCACCAACUCAAGUUCCUGAGCCGCCUCCUCUCCGGGCCACCCAAGAAUCCAAGGCUCACGAACACCUGCUUUUGGAAGGAUUCUGACAAUUAACAGGUGGUAGAGUAAUGGAGCCCCUUACACUUCCUACUCCUCCUAGCCAAACCACCUCAUGAAAACCCACAAUGCCUUAAGCCCUCCCUCAGGUUCAAGGGUUCACAUCAAAUUCCAGGGCGUCACUCGUAAACAAACUGCCAGUCUUGUCCUUUUUUCUUCUGAUUUUUUUUUUUUUUCUGGCAAUUUUUGGGGUUUUGAUUCAAUAAAUUUGUCAGACCCUUGGCUUGAGUGGCCUGAAAUUUCUGUCAACCUUUGAAGUACAUUACCCUUUUCUUCCCAUUUUCCACAAAGACGAAAUGUGACGUGGACAGUUUGUUACGAAGGUGACGAGGGGUUUUCCAGCUCCCCAGAAUGUUCCAUAAGCCUGCCCCCCUCCAGCACCCAUGACUUCAAGUACACCACGAUGCACUGAAUGUGAUGGGUGUGUAGGUUUUGCUUAUUGUAGCAUUUUUGUUUGAGUUUGGAAUGAAAUUUGUAUCUGAUACCACUGUGCAUCUUCACGAGCUUUCGAAACUCAGGGCCUCUAUUGCCAAAUGUCUGGUAUCCUACCCCAGCUAUUUUUUAACAGGCUUUUGUGGAAGUUUUGUGGGUUUUCAAGGAUGUUUUUUUUUUGUGAUUUCAGUGACAGUUUGACAAAGUUUCUACACCAUUCAUUGAAAAGACACCCAUGAGAACCCAAUUAAUCAUCCCUGUAGCCUUUGAAAGCAGUCUUGAAAGAACGGAACAUUUAAAAAUAUAGGCCCUGAGGUGUUUUGCCGUACACUGAUGAUAUGCCUCGUAUUUCCAAUUUCUAAUCACUUUUGUCCUUUGUAAGUGUGUUUGGCAUGUACUUAAUAGCGUUGGAGAGUGGUAUGAGUCGCAGAACAGAAAGUCAGAAAGGCGCCCGUGUCUGUGUGUUAGUACAGCCAUAGCCAGCAAUUGAGUAACUUAAUGCACUAACUUCCACUGUCCUUAGUACCUUUCCCAAAAACCCUAAGUCUAAAAAAUAAGACUCCGCAUAUCGCUAGACUUAAGAUCAAUAUUAAAGGUCAAACAAAGCAGUGUGGAAGUGCAUGCAGGAAGUUUUACUGUGCAACACGAAGGAUUUUAACCAAAGUCUGAUGUGUGUCGGGUUAUGUGGCCAUGAAAUGAUGAGGCUUACUUUUUUCUUUCCCACAUUGCCUCUCUGCCCCUUCGUCCUUUUCUUUUCUUUCUGUCUUUCUCGUCAUUCUACAUUUUCUAUAUUUUUAUUGUUUUAGUUUUCUUUUCCUAUCUGUCUGCUUUCUCUUUUUUUUCUCCCUUCUACAUUUCCUUCCUUUCCUUUUAAGUAUCUUUCUUUCCCUCUUUUCUUCCUACCUUCCUUGAGGCUCGUUUACAUAUUUAUUUACCCCUAUCCUUCCUUCCCUGUCUUGUCCCUCUCAUGAUCGAUAUAUUUAACAUUGGUAUUAUUGCGAUCUUGGUCCUUCCUACAGUAAGCCAUAGUCUCGAAAAAAUACCCAAAGGUUAUUCACGAAAUGUCGAACAAAAAACAUUUUAUAUCAAAUUAAGAACUGCCCUUGUCUUAUCUCGAAUUUCCUUAAUAUACAUAUUUUUAAAACCUGCGGCCCAGUGAUCUAAUCUUGUCUGAUCUAAUGUUUUCUUGUAACUUCCAUGUGACUUAUUUUCCAGUUUUCCGGAAAUAGUUAUAUUUUUCUCUAACAUUCCAUUUUUUUAGGCUAAGUAGAAGGAAUCUCACUAGUUUAAUUACUGCCUUAUGUACCUGUAAGGCAAACAAAAACUGAGGGUUAUUAUUAUUAUUAUUAUUAUUAUUAUUAUUAUUAUUAUUAUUAUUAUUAUUAUUAUGUCCUUGUGCUUUCAUCCUCCAGCAGCUAUAAAUAAAUACUAGUUUUAGUGUAAAUAGUGAUAAUGUAUAGUGUAGUGUACGUAUAUCUUAAUGAAGGAAUAAGCAAAAGAUAGAAGGAAGGAAAAUGCAUUCAUACAAAAUGGCGUUUGAUAAAAAAAAAAAAAAGAAAAGAAAAGAAAAGGUUAAUCUCCUCUGUCCGUGAUAUAUUUGACCAGCACUUUCAUUUCUGGUAACUUUUAAAAAAGGAAAUCCAAUAAACUAAGGUAGAAAUACAAGGAUGAUGCUACAAAUGUCUUGAGAUUUAGGGGUUAAUACAGUCUUAAAAUUUAGAGAUAAAUGAAAAAUGUAGAUUAUCUUGGAGUGAAAUUUGAGGAUAAUUACAAAGAUCUAAAAGUAAAUGAUUAUUGUGGCCUUAAAAUUCAGAGUUCACUACAGUCUCGAAAUUUAAGGGUUGUUGAAAUCUUAAAAUUAAAGAUUAUUAUGGUCUUAAAAUUUAAGGGUUAUUGCGGUCUUGCAUUACAGUAACU